This is a messenger RNA of Aureobasidium subglaciale EXF-2481, 1380 nucleotides long. RefSeq lists its product as uncharacterized. The transcript is spliced from 4 exons. Lineage: Eukaryota; Fungi; Ascomycota; Dothideomycetes; Dothideales; Saccotheciaceae. The record is from RefSeq and is a predicted model, not a curated record. Gene Ontology annotation, biological process: transsulfuration. Gene Ontology annotation, molecular function: transferase activity, transferring alkyl or aryl (other than methyl) groups; pyridoxal phosphate binding. Bases 1 to 1380 code for a protein of 459 amino acids.
AUGGCUGGAGAGAAGACCCCUCACUUUGAGACCUUGCAGUUGCAUGCCGGUCAUGAGCCGGACAGUGCUACGAACUCGCGAGCUGUUCCUAUCUAUGCAACUACUUCCUACGUCUUCAAUGACUCUGCACAUGGCGCCCGCCUGUUCGGCCUCAAAGAGUCCGGAAACAUUUACUCCCGCAUCAUGAACCCCACCGUCGAUGUAUUCGAAAAACGUAUCGCGGCCUUGGAAGGUGGUGUGGCAGCUGUAGCUUCUGCAUCCUGUCAAUCAGCUCAAUUCAUGGCGAUUGCGGCACUUGCCCACGCGGGCGACAAUAUCGUUUCGACUUCGAACCUUUAUGGUGGCACGUACAAUCAGCUCAAAGUCUUUUUGCCUAGAUUGGGCAUUACGACAAAGUUUGUGACUGGCGACAGUGCGGAGGACUUUAAGAAGGUUAUUGAUGAUAAGACUAAAGCUGUGUAUAUUGAGAGUAUUGGUAAUCCGAGGUAUAAUGUGCCGGACUUUGAGGCCAUUGUUAAGAUUGCACAUGAAGCUGGUGUGCCUGUUAUGGUCGACAACACUUUUGGUGCAGGUGGAUUCUUCUGUCGUCCCAUCGACCACGGCGUCGACAUUGUCGUCCACAGCGCAACCAAAUGGAUCGGCGGCCAUGGCACCACCGUCGGAGGUGUAGUCGUUGACGCCGGCCGCUUCGACUGGGGCACUCCAGAGGCCCGCAAACGAUUCCCUCAAAUGAGCGAGCCCUCAGAAGGCUUCCACGGCCUCAAGUUCUGGGACACUUUCGGCAAGCUUUCAUUCAUCGUCCGUGUUCGUGUCGAGAUCUUGCGUGACGGUGGUAUGGCUCUCAAUCCAUUCGCUGCACAGCAAUUGCUGCUGGGUAUUGAAACCUUGAGUCUGCGUUGCGAGAGACAUGCUCAGAACUCAAUUGCACUGGCUCGAUGGCUUGAGAAGAAUGAGAAUGUUUCUUGGGUCAGCUAUCCUGGUCUUCCAAGCCAUGCAAGUCAUGAGCUGGCCAAGAAAUAUCUCCCCAGAGGCUUUGGAGGCGUGCUCUCUUUUGGUGUCAAAGGUGACGCCGAGGCAGGCAAUCAGGUCGUGGACAAUUUCAAGUUGAUCUCGAAUCUCGCAAACGUUGGCGAUGCAAAGACUCUGGCUAUUCAUCCUUGGAGCACUACACACGAGCAGCUGAGCGACGAGGAGAAGAUCAACAGUGGAGUCACAGAGGACCUGAUCCGCAUAUCUGUCGGCAUAGAGCACAUUGACGACAUCAUUGCCGACUUUGAGCAGUCGUUCGAGGCUUCCAAGGCUGGACCAAAGGGCGAAGAUCAUCCUGAUAACGCUGACAAGAAGCCUGAUGCAGAUGAGCCCACAAGACUUGAGGUCUGA